This is a messenger RNA of Puntigrus tetrazona (Sumatra barb), 2395 nucleotides long. It is a transcript of the gene pink1, whose product is annotated as PTEN induced kinase 1. Gene Ontology annotation, cellular component: mitochondrion. Gene Ontology annotation, biological process: positive regulation of mitochondrial fission; protein phosphorylation; autophagy of mitochondrion. The record is from RefSeq and is a predicted model, not a curated record. Gene Ontology annotation, molecular function: ATP binding; protein serine/threonine kinase activity. Lineage: Eukaryota; Metazoa; Chordata; Actinopteri; Cypriniformes; Cyprinidae.
ACCAAUGAGCGUUACGUAAACACCGUCCUUGAGGAAAUAAUGUAGGGACAAGUCGGCUCGGUAAACAGGGUCAUCUUCGUGAAUUGUAGUUCUUUACUCGGCUCAAAAUGUCAGUGAAACAUGCUCUCGGUCGGGGGUUGGAGCUGGGGAGGUCGCUUCUCCAGCUGGGGCUGUUCAAACCAGCCGGCCGCGUGGCAGCGAAGCUCCGCGGCGAGAGGCUGCGUGUGUCCCGCUCGACCCGCACCGUCCAGCCGCAGACCUUCCUGCCCGCUCGAUACCGCUUCUUCCGGCUGUCUCUCAGCGGGCUGGCCGCGCAGCUCCAGUCUGGGGCUCUCAGGAGAGUGGCUGGAGGUGGUGCUCCCAGAAACAGAGGUGUUUUUCUGGCUUUUGGGCUGGGUUUGGGGCUGGUUGAACAGCAGCAGGAGGAGGACAGGACAAGCGCUGCUCUGUGUCGGGAGAUACAGGCCGUAUUCAGAAAGAAGAAGUUUCAGACCCCUCUGAAGUCUUUUACAUCGGGGUACAAGUUGGAGGACUAUGUGAUUGGGAAACAGAUCGGGAAAGGUUGCAACGCGGCGGUGUAUGAGGCAGCGGCUCCGUUCUCGGCCCCUGCGGAGAGCGGGAAGUGUUCACUGGUGGAACUCAACCAGAAAGAAACGGAUGAUGACGAUAAGACAGCAGGACCCCUUCGAUUCUCAGCUAAACCCAGCUUUCCCUUAGCUGUCAAAAUGAUGUGGAACAUUGGGGCUGGUUCAUCAAGCGAUGCCAUUCUGCGCUCUAUGUCUAUGGAGUUGGUUCCUGCUUGUCCACAGGCUUUAAGGAAAGAGCAAGGAGAGAUCGCUUUAGAUGGCCGUUUUGGAAUGGUGCCUAAAAGACUGACUGCUCAUCCCAACGUGGUCGCAGUGUACCGGGCCUUCACCGCUGAGGUCCCGCUGCUGCCCGGAGCUCAGGAGGAGUACCCCGAUGUCCUGCCUGCCCGGCUCAAUCCGCUGGGUUUAGGCAGCAAUCGCACGCUGUUCCUGGUCAUGAAGAAUUACCCGUGCAGCUUGCGGGAGUACCUGGGGGUGUGUGUGCCCGACCGGAUGCAGGCGUCUCUCAUGCUGCUACAGCUGCUAGAAGGGGUGGAUCACCUGGGCAAGCAGGGCAUCGCUCACAGAGACCUCAAAUCAGACAAUGUGCUCCUGGAAUUUGACAGCUCUGGGUGUCCCAGACUGGUGAUCACUGACUUUGGCUGUUGUCUGGCAGAGGAUUUUGGCCUCAAGCUGCCCUUCAACAGCUGCUGGGUUAACAGAGGAGGAAACGCCUGUCUGAUGGCACCUGAGGUGGCCACAGCAGUUCCAGGACCUGGGGUGAUGAUAGAUUACAGUAAAGCAGACGCCUGGGCUGUAGGUGCCAUGGCCUAUGAGCUCUUCGGUCAGCCGAACCCCUUCUACAGCUCAGAGGGACUGGAGAGUCGCAGUUAUCAGGAACAACAGCUUCCUCCUCUUCCUGCUGCUGUACCUGAGGAUGUACAGCUAGUAGUGAAGCUACUGCUGCGCAGAAACACUCAUAAGCGGCCCAGUGCACGUGUGGCUGCUAACAUGCUUCACAUGAGCCUGUGGGGCAGGCGAGCGUUGUCCAGCUUGGAUCGGACCAGAAUGGACGAGCUGUCGGACUGGCUGCUGUGUCAGUCAGCUGUGGUGCUGCUGAAGGGCCGAGGGUCCGGCGGGAGCUCCGUGGAAGCCGAACUCCAGAGAUGCUUCCUCGCCAACAUAGACCUGGAGGACCUCCGCUGCGCAGCCCGCUUCCUCGCGUACGGACAAGAGCAGUGGAAGUCCCUGCUAGCACACUACACUGACCCCUAGUGAGCGAGGGAGUGCUCACUAGAGAAACAAGCACAGUUGCACAGCUUUCGUUUUAUUGUCCAUCGCUGACGUAUUUUGAAAGGAUGGCAGUUUAUGCAUUUGCACUUUUAACUAUGUACUUUAUGCUGUUGAUGACUCUUUAGAAUAACAGCUUGAAGCAGGUACAAAUUCAUGCAUAAUGUAGUGCAUAGUAUACUGAACAUCGCUUUUAUAAUGAAGGCGGAAUAAAUAAAUGGAUGUAUUUUCUGACAGUAUAUUUAAUGCAAAUUAGAUUUUAACUUUUGGGAACUGAUUGCAUCGGUCGGUCGGAGGGGUCGAAAAAGCCUUUGGGAUGUCGCUUCAGGGAUUGAGCGAGUGAUUAUAUUUUUGAAUGAGUUCGCCGUUGCAAUCUUUGGAGUAAGUUGUUUUGAUGAAUUGUGUAAUAAUACAAUCGUGCAUGUGCAUUAAACUUAAACGGGCUGUAUUUUCAAGGCACUUUAUGGAAAGGAAAUUUGAGUAGUAUUCAAACAAUGUGUUUUGUUAUUUGCAUGCAAUAAAACAGUUUGCUGAUCGAU